AUGAAUCUCCGGCGCUUUUAUCUGCGGGCUCGUACACUCUUCCAGAGAUCGCGUGGCCGGCAAGGCGAGGAAGCCCACAGCCCGUACCAAGCCUCCGCAAGACGUCUACUGCGCGUGGCGAUCAAGACCAGCAAGCUCCGGUGCUGGAGACAGCUUUGCGACGAAGUCAACAGCGACAUUUGGGGCAAACCAUACAAGGUUGCCAUGUCGCGCCUGCAAUGCCCGCAAAUCAAGCAGCAUAGCUCCCCUCUCCUGAGUUUACAGCGGUCCAAACCGCCAACACCGCAGACACCGCCAGAAAUAAAGGCACGCCGAGCUGCACGAUCCACGGAGGAGUUGGAGCGGCAGACGAAAAAAGAGCUUGUGCCUCUUCCCGACCCGCGAAAGUCGCCAAAGAAGUCUAGUUCCAGUGAUAGUGGUUCAGAUUCCGAUGACAAUAUUGUUAGGUCCGGUCGUAAGAAGAAAACUUCGCCGAACAAGCCUACGAAGACUUCGAUAUCCUCGGACAGCGAUUCGGACUCGGAUUCCGACUCGAUAACUGGGCAUUCGGGGUCUGCAUCCAUGAGCUCCGAUGACGAACCGCCAGCCGCUGUUCGCGAAGCCUCCCCUCGUCAUAAGAAGUCAGGAAGCAGAAAAUCAAAGUCCUCGCUGAAAAGAUCUCCAUCUCCUCCAAUUAGCGAGUCAGAAGAAUCAGCCUACGAGCCCUCGCCAAAGUCGGCACCUAAGAAAAGCGAGCAAAUCACCAGGCGCAAGACACGCUCCUCUGAAAAUAAGAUAACAGAAGAAUUGAACCAUAGUUCGUCCAUGCGUUCGCAGCCCAACUAUCCGCGAGAGACUGACAACGGGCAACAAGUUGCGUCUACGUCGACCGGGUUUAAGUCCCUACCGUUGAAGACCUCGGCUGGAUCGCCCAACGUACCGAAGGAUCCCAGGUAUAGAUCAGAGACUUACAAUAACUUGCGCGUCUAUUUACGUCCGUUGGACUUACCAACGUUAAAAUACAACAAAAUUGUAAUGGACGACGACGUUCUCUCUAGUGCAAGUACAGUCGACAAAGAACAAUAUUUCACAAGCAGAAAGAGUGAUUCCAAACUCGGACCGCAAGAGUCUAAACGUUCCAAGGGUGAAAUCGAGUCCGGACACGAAGUCGAUAAAUCUGCAACAGUUGAUGAUAAGUCCAGACCCGAGGACAAUUUCAAAAAGCCAAGCAUUAAGACCCUGUCGGAUGUGGUACUCAAGAAUCCGAUUGACUUACAAACCAUAACUUCCAGUAAAGUCACGUGUUCCACGCCGAAGUUAGAGAAGAACACAUCGAAUCCAGAUACGCCUAACCAGUCAGUUAUACCAAAAAAUAAAAUACGACUUUCUCUGAGCCUACCUCACAGUAGGAACAACACGACAUGCAAAAUGGACGAAUCCUCAGCCUUGACCAGUGACAGUGCCUUAAAGUCGCGACGCGACAAAUUUGAUUCCGGAAAUGAUACCAUAACGUCGGACUUGUCGCAAAGGUUAGCCGAAGAAUCCGCAAAUGAAAAGUCGCAACAGAAAAGAAAACACUCCGCGCCGCAUUCGUCGGAUCCCGACGAUGAGAAAUCGGCUAAAAGGGCAAAGAAGGAAUCGAAAAAAUCACCUAAAAGCGAUAAGAUAGAUCAAAAAAAUAAAACGACAAAGUCGGAACCUAAGGAGCAUCGGCACAAAAAGUCCAAAAGCAAACGUCAAGAAUCGGACGAUUCGGGUAACGAAUUCGAACAUGAGAGUGAUAGGAAAANUUUAGGACUCGACUUAUUAAAGUGA
Messenger RNA from Trichogramma pretiosum, 1794 nucleotides. RefSeq names its product dentin sialophosphoprotein-like. The record is from RefSeq and is a predicted model, not a curated record. The transcript is spliced from 3 exons. Bases 1 to 1794 code for a protein of 597 amino acids. NCBI's taxonomy places the organism in Eukaryota, Metazoa, Arthropoda, Insecta, Hymenoptera, Trichogrammatidae.